Molecule: messenger RNA, 810 nt
Organism: Capronia epimyces CBS 606.96
Lineage: Eukaryota; Fungi; Ascomycota; Eurotiomycetes; Chaetothyriales; Herpotrichiellaceae
Exons: 2
Coding region: 1-810 (269 amino acids)
Molecular function (GO): oxidoreductase activity, acting on the CH-OH group of donors, NAD or NADP as acceptor
Source: RefSeq, a predicted model, not a curated record
AUGGCUAAACGAACGGCCAUUGUCACAGGCUCAAGUCGGGGCAUUGGUGAAGCGAUUGUCCGCCGGCUCGCAAGCGAAGGCUAUGCCGUGUGCGUCAACGACGUGGGCGCCAACCAAGCGGGGAUAGACAAGCUGGUGGACGAAUUGAACAAGACACACGGAUCGGGGACGGCGAUUGGGGUGGCUGCCGAUGUGACCUCGUCGUCGGAGGUGCAAGGGCUGAUCCAAGAGUCGGUGAGCAAACUGGGCCCAUUGACAGUGAUGGUGGCGAACGCGGGGAUCGCACAGGUGGCUCCAGCGCUAGAUCUGAGUGACGAGGACGUGCAACGCAUGUUCAACGUCAAUUUCAUGGGGGUAUGGCUGAGCUACACGCACGCGGCGCGACAGAUGAUCAAGCAAGGCCCCGUUCCCGAGGGGAGCAGCUCGUACAAGAUCCUGGGCGCGGCCAGCAUCGUCGCGUUCAAGCCAUUCCCGCUGCUCGCGCAUUACAGCGCGUCCAAGUGGGCGGUCAGGGGCUUGACGCAGGUGUUCGCCAUGGAAAUGGCCCAGCACAAGAUCAACGUCAACGCGUAUGCGCCCGGCAUCGUCGGCACCGCCAUGUGGGAUCUCAUCGAUGAGAAGCUCGGCCAGAUCGAGGGCCGGCCCAAGGGCGAGACGGUCAAGAAAUACUCCUCCGACUUGACCGCGCUGGGCAGAGUCAGUGUGCCUGACGAUGUCGGCAGCGUGGUCGGCGGCUUCCUCUCUUCCAAGGACUCCGACUUCGUCACGGGCCAGACGAUUGUGGUUGACGGUGGCAUCGUCUUCACUUGA